CGAACGAACCGAUUUUCGCUCCAUUCAGGUCGAUCGAUUCCGCCAAAAAAGGUCAAAUCAAAUGGGUCGCAAACGCAGCAAUCCUCUGUCACACGCGCGGGGGAAACAGCAAAAACCGGAAAACGUUUGGUUUCGUCGAACCGGAGCCGGAUAUUCGCUAUUUCUGGAAUACUAUGCGAACCAACCGAUCGGAACUGUGGCCGGACGCUACGAUGAUAUUCUCGUCACCAAAAUACCGGACAUGAAAAUCAACGAGACGAAUAGUGGCAAAACAAUCGAGAAACUUGGAAGAGGCCUGUCACGAGCCGCAAAAAGACGCAAGAAAAAGAAGGGUCAAUCUAUGCUAGUUCUCGAGGACGUGGACCAGCAGCAGUCGUCUUCAAUAGUCGAAGCAAAAUUACUUGCGAGACAGACGCCACUUUCGCCACAAUUGUUGGAUGCGUUUCGACACGAUCAAAGCAAAGUCACUGCCUGUUUGCUUCCGUUUGUACAUUCGAUGGCAAUGCCGCUUCCAUUGACUUUGCGCGUACGACAACACGACAGGAUGACGUCAAAGAAAACGGAGUUAUUGCUUUCAGCGUUCGAGGGGAUACUUGACAAAGUAUCGUUCGACGAGUCUAUAUACCAAGCUAAGUUUUCGAAAGAAUCGAUUUCCCGCAAAUGCCCGGAAUUGAAAGACUUACUUUUGGAGCAAUCCCAGAAUGGUUCUUUGGCCCGACAAGAGAUAGGUUCUAUGUUACCCGUCUUGGCGCUGCAGCAAGUCGGAGCCUUGGGCCCCAAUAGUCGUGUGCUGGACCUAUGUUCCAGCCCUGGCUCUAAAACCCUUCAAGCGCUGGAGAUUGUGGGGACCAAGGGACGGGUCGUGGCGAACGAUGUUUCGGAAACACGCUUGACGGCCCUCCGAGGAGCCGUUGGGCGAUCGGGGCUACCGGAAAGCUACACAGAUCGCAUCGUGUACAGUUGUCAGGACGCUACGCAGCUGAUAUUGACCACCACCAGACUAUGGGAUGCGGCGAUGUGUGAUGUUCCAUGUUCGGGAGAUGGAACUUGUCGUAAAGACAAGCAUGUACUACCCAUGUGGAAACCGAGUCACGGAAACGAGCUGCACCAAACGCAGGUCAAGAUCUUGCUCCGUGCCCUGCGUUGGGUCAAACCGGGAGGCGUUGUAUGCUAUAGCACCUGUAGUCUGAACCCGAUUGAAGAUGAAGCGGUAGUUGCCGCUGCUUUGCUUCAUUUACGGGGUGACGACAAACUAGCACCAGCAGUGGAAGUAAUCGAGUGGCCUCAUCCGACUGGUUUCACUGGAAGACCCGGCAUAGCGAAUUGGAAAGUAGCCGACUAUCCUCGCGAUGCCAGCGACAAAGGCCUUACAGACGAGGUCGGCGUUGGAAGUGGCGACGACGGUGAGACUCCCCGUCUACAAUGGUACGAGACGUACAGUGAAGCAAAGGACGCGGGGAUGCAGUGUGCACUUCCCUCCAUGUGGCCGCCCGAGAAAACCACCGACUUACAUCUCGAGCGAUGCACACGACUGUGGCCACAAGAUCAAGACACGGGCGGUUUUUUUUUAGCGUUGUUACGAAAAACCGCAAAAUAA
Messenger RNA from Phaeodactylum tricornutum CCAP 1055/1, 1597 nucleotides. RefSeq lists its product with no specific name. The record is from RefSeq and is a predicted model, not a curated record. Gene Ontology annotation, molecular function: methyltransferase activity. Gene Ontology annotation, biological process: RNA methylation. Lineage: Eukaryota; Bacillariophyta; Bacillariophyceae; Surirellales; Neidiaceae. The transcript has a single exon. The coding region runs from base 62 to 1597 and encodes 511 amino acids.